Molecule: messenger RNA, 969 nt
Organism: Camellia sinensis
Lineage: Eukaryota; Viridiplantae; Streptophyta; Magnoliopsida; Ericales; Theaceae
Source: RefSeq, a predicted model, not a curated record
UCAAUUUCUAAAACUACAAAUAUAAUUUUUUUUUUCUUAAUAAAAAAUAGUUGUUAAUUGUUAGAUUAUCACCUACGAAAGUUAGCCUCCCUCCUAGACAUUCUUUGCUGACAUACAGCUAUGAUCCAUAUUAUAUAUAUUGAAGGUGAAAUAAUCUCGAAGUCUAAAAAGCAAUUAAUCAAUGCUUGAAUUGAAGAGCACGCUCCAUGAUUGAAGGGAUCAAAACCCAUUCAUCAGUGUAGAAAUUUACUUUACAACAGAAAUUUUGCAAAGUUUUUAAUACAAAAUCUCCUUUAAAUUCUCUUCAAUAAAUUCAUUCUAGUUGGUCAAUAUAGUUUUUUGCAAUCCUUGAUUGAUUUGAUUAAACUUCAAACUCUUCCAAUGAAACCUCCAUUCCAAGUGGGUAGUCUAAUAGCAUCUUGGUCAUUUGUUUUCUUGUUUCUUUCUUGUCUGUCUAGGUUCUGGCAGCAAUGAAACAGAUCAACUAGCAUUGGUUGCAUUCAAGUCCCAAAUAACUGGUGAUCCCUUCAAUCUUCUCACUUCCUGGAACCAUUCCACCCAUUUUUGCCAGUGGAUUGGUGUCACAUGCGGCCGCUGCCGCCACCAGAGGGUCGUCUCGUUACAUCUCGGUCCCAGAAAUUGUCAGGUUGCUCUAAGCUCAUCCGCUUUGAUGUUUCUUACAACAAAUUGGUGGGGCAACUUCCUCUGGAGUUUGACUACUCUUCACUAAAACUUCAGGUUAUACAUAUUUCACAUAAUCAACUUAGUGGAGGUAUCCCUUCUUCUUAUGGAAAUCUAUCAUAUCUUCAGAAAUUUGUUGCAACCAUAAAUAAUUUCCAUGGGAGUAUUCCUGACACUUUUGGAAAAUUGACAAAUCUUCAGGUUAUUGCUUUCGGUGCAAAUAAAUUGUCGGGGACCAUUCCAACAUCGAUCUUCAAUAUCUCUACUACACACAACUACUUAUACUAA